GUGUGGGCAAUUUAUGGCUUAGGUCUGGAUGGCUUGGCGGAAGUACCUGAGAAGAUUGAGUUUCCCUGUCGCAAACGUGCCGAUGCCAUCCGAGACGGUAGCUUGAAACCAAACCAACUGUGUGAUGAACAGGAUGCAUUGCCGCCACCGGAAGAGCAAGAUGCUCAGCCUGUGCGGGAGCCAGGAACCGUGUGGACGAGCCCAUCAGAGGAGCUGUACCUGAUGCAGAGGCCCGCCAUCCUCGAACGCAUCACCCAAUGGGAAGGUGUGGUCAAUACCCUGAAGGGAGCCAUUGCGGUGGCGACCUGGGACGACCCACAGGUGCUCCUACGAGAGAUGGAAGGAUGCCGCCUACCCCUGGCGAAUAUCGUCGAGCCGAUGCUGGGUGGAGGCAAUGCUGAAGGGGCAUACGACACGCUCGCGGAGGUCUACAAGAACACGCCCGAUGGCUUUUUGGCAAUGUGCCCUACCCGCCGGGAGGCCAUCGAUGACAUCGAGUCCACCAAUCGUGCACAUGGUCGCCCGGUUUUGCCGGUGUUGGUCAUCGUGCAUUUGGAAGACGAUGCCAUCAAUCGGAAGUAUGUCACCAACUUCCUCCAGGCCGUCGCUGAUUGCCACCUUGCCUACCUCAAGCUCAUCAGCGUCGACGAUCACUUGAGGACGCUCCCAAGAAUCGAGGAUCUCCAGGAGCAGAAGAACUACCCGAACCUCACCAUCCUCAAGGCCGCGUACCAGCUUGAAAUCGAUUCGAAUGUAUCCUCACCACAAGAUCUUCCUCAACGACCUGAUCCUGAGAAGAUCAUGUUGGAUGCAGACAUCGAGAUUUUCAACUGGGUGCUUCAAGCUGAGGAGAACGCCACAGCCUCUGCCGACCGGGAGGUCGAGUCCUGGAUGCGAGACAUUCCUGAAGAGGACCAGGCAUUGGAACCCAUGCACCAUGACAACGCUGAUUCGGACGAUGAGGCUGUCAAGGUUCAGGCCCUCACUAUGGAUGAUCGAAUCCUGGCAAGGCGACAAAGCCUAUCCGAGGAGCACGACCAAGAAUGGCAAGAUGCCACCUAUGCGGCCGAGGAUGAAGACGAGGACUUCAAAGGGUGGGACCUCAUCGAGGAUGACAAACGCCCGCCGGGAGUCGUGGCCAGUGACCCAGUACAUGAAGAGGAAAAGGAACUGGACCUUGACGACCUCGAGACGGUGGCUUCGGUGGAGAUUGUCGAUGAAGAGGAGUUCCACGACGUUGAGGAGGGGCAGGCCGAGCCGAUCGACGAUGAUGACGAUGAUGACAUGGCCGUGAUCGACAAGGUCUCUUCUAUGCAGGCCUCGAAGUCUGAUGCACGGGGGGACCCGGAGCCCAUGGAUGUUGAUGAUCAGGGCAACAAGAUGGUCCAGAGUACGGCAUCAGCGAAGACCUGGAAGACGGAAAUGGCCCAGAGCUCGUCAUCGGCAAAGACGUGGAAGACUGAAAUGGCUCAGAGCACCUCAUCUGCAAAGACACCACAGCAGCUGCGUCGGCGGGAUCUGGUUUGGAUUGAGCCGGACAACAUGGCAGGAGUUCCUGUGCGCAAGGUGGACUACGGAAGGCUUAGCUCGAUUUCCCAUGCUAUGUCCGACUACCUCCGUGGCCACCGAUUGUUUCACAGGAGGCCUUCACCGGAAAUUCGGAGGACUGAUUUGUCUAUGGACUUCAAGGCAUUGGUGAGGCACCUCCAAGGAGAUUUUGCGCAUCUUCGAGAAGAAGAAGUACUGAUGGUAGUGCGCAAUUCCCCAAUGCGUCGCUUCAGAGUCCAGGUGAACGGCUUGUCGUCCGGAAAGCUCAGGUGGACGCCAGUGAGGAUCAGGGCCAUUCAGGGCCAUCGGGCCUUUCUCGUGGAGCAAGGGGGGAUGUCGACCAUGAUCAAAAGGAUGUUCACUUUUGAUGAGAACUUCGACGAGACCAAGGUUGACGACCCAUCGGUUCACCCCGCUUUCUCCGCGAUGCCGGAAGACUGGAUCUCGAACCUCCCGAUGAUCAACGCCUUUGAUAUGCGUUCGGGCGAGUUUUUCUAUAUCAACAGGGCUUAUGUCAACCAUCGGAAGACUUACCAGGAAGUCCUCAAGCAGGCCAAGGCCGAGUUUGAUCCGACGGACAUUCUCAUGAGCCGCAUGGAGAUGUUGAUGGAAAACGCCCAGUUGAACUUCGAAGGCAUCAAAGAGCGCAUCGAGUUUGGCAAGCUCCUCCCCUUCUCCAGACGUGAAGACAUUGAGGUCGAGAAGAGUACUGCCACCCGGGAGGGUGAGCCGGCAUCAGGUUCUCAGCUGGUGCCCGGCUACACCGUUGCAAAGAUGGCCGCCAUGACAAGCACUGAUGCAUGUGGCUUUCAACGUCGUGGGCGGAAUGGACCCGGUGGUGGGAAUUGGAACCGAGGGCAAGGUCGAGUUGGAUUUGAGUUGCAAUUCAAGGACAUCUCCUACAACCAGAUUCAAGACUCGCCUCAGGUGCGCUGCAGCCAUCCGAUCUGCGGAUACCUCAUGAUGGAUGGGCAUUUGAAAUGCCCGAGGUGUUUCCGGCAAAUGGAACCCGUGACCGAUGCCAACAUCGCCACGGAAGUUGCCCGCGGGGAGGCGAUGGCCCGUACCAGAGGAGUGCCCUUUUCCAUGGACAAGGUGAUCUUCAACCACCCACGAAGAGGCAGAGUAGCCAGGCAGCCGGAGAAGGGAUCUUCGUCUUCUUCGACAGCCGUCCGGACCAGAAGCACCUACGGCAACUUGAGAGACAUGGCCCGCAACUAUGUCAGAUCUUUCAAGAAAAGGGGCUUCAAAGACCUUGUUGACAGACUCGUCCGCGACCUAUUCUUUCAGUUCAAUGCGGCGAAUCAAAACUUGGUGCCGGAGGCCUUGCUCUUCAUUGAGCGUUUGGCUGGCUGCGUGAGUCCGACCAUUGAGCGCACCAAAGCUCAGGUUCUUGGUGAAAAGCUUGAGAUGGCCACCAAAUUGAUCUUUGUGCCAUCGUCGGAGCGGGAGCCCGACCAACCCUUGGAUCUUCACACCGAGGUGUUUGUGUCGCAUCGGGGCGUCUUUCUCGACAUUGGCCAGUUCGCAGUCUAUGUGGCGAAGUUCAUCAAGCCGAAGCAAAGACCCCUACCCAUUGUUUAUGGCUGGGGCAACCGUGACUUUGUGCCUGAUGCUUCGGAUGCCAAAGAGAUCGCGAAAGAGUUGGUGGAGUUCAGCAAGCUGCAGUGGUCGAACUAUGCCUCCCAACAGACGCACAAGGAAUCUGAAACCACCGGCGACGACCGGGAGGUCAGUCUUCCUCAUGCAAGUGGAUCCAUCAGCCGACCUGAACAUGAACGACCCCGUCACGAGCAAUUCGAGCCGAAUCUUGGCAAGCCUGCUCGCGGCGGUCCUUACGGUCAGGGAUAUGGUGGUAAAGGUCAUCACAAAGGUGGAGGACAGACCAAAGGAAAGGGACAGCAGAAGGGGAAGGGCAAGCAAGGCAGAAGCCCACCGGGAGGUGUGGCCUACAGUGACUUUGAAGGAGCUUCCUACUGGGUUCAGGGCUACCGCUAUACGUGGUACUGGAAUCAACAGCGAGGCAUGCCUGUCUAUGACAAACUUGGCAG
Molecule: messenger RNA, 3599 nt
Organism: Cladocopium goreaui
Lineage: Eukaryota; Dinophyceae; Suessiales; Symbiodiniaceae
Source: the annotation of a GenBank genome assembly